Messenger RNA from Rotaria sp. Silwood1, 588 nucleotides. The record is from the annotation of a GenBank genome assembly. Lineage: Eukaryota; Metazoa; Rotifera; Eurotatoria; Philodinida; Philodinidae.
AUGCGUGAAUAUAAGUUAGUCGUAUUAGGUAGUGGUGGUGUUGGCAAAAGUGCUUUAACUGUACAAUUUGUGGAAGGCGUAUUUAUUGGUAAAUAUGAUCCAACAAUAGAAGAUGGUUAUCGUAAACAAAUAGAAAUCGAUGGUGUUGAUUGUGUACUUGAAAUUCUUGAUACUGCUGGAACAGAACAAUUUACAGCAACGAGAGAUUUAUACAUGAAAAAUGGUCAAGGUUUUGUUCUUGUUUAUUCUAUAACAUCACAAGCAACAUUUAAUGAUUUAAUAGAUAUAAAAGAUUAUAUUAUACGGGUUAAAGAUAUAAGUGCUGAUGUACCAAUGGUACUAGUUGGUAAUAAAUGUGAUCUUGAAGAUGAACGUGUUGUUGGGAAACAUCAAGGUGAAUCUCUAGCACGUUCAUUUGGUUGUACAUUUCUUGAAACAUCAGCUAAAUUAAAAAUUAAUGUUAAUGAAAUUUUUUUUGAUUUAAUUCGACAAAUAAAUCGACAAACUAAACCAUCAAAAGGAGAUCGAUCACCAGAUUCUCGAAAUCCAUCAACUGGUCCUACGAGAAAUUGUUGUGUUCUUUUAUAA